AAGCAUAAUUAAUGCAAACCAAUUUUCUUGUCCAGCUUGGAGGAUUCAUCCCUCCCCCAACAUGCCGAAAAUUGACAUCGAUGCCCUGUCAGAGAAAGAAGCUCGUGGUGGCAGCGAUAAGAGAUCCGGCAAGCCGGAAAUUCGCUGAUUUUAGAGCCCAAGAAACAAAAACAAAGCCAGCGAUAGUGCAGAAUACUGUGUGCGAUGAAACAAAAUCAGAGCCGGAGAUGGUGGAGAAAACAGUGUACAAUGAUAACUGGUUUGCACGCCUUGCCAUCCGCCAUCUCUCAGGCAGCAUUGAAGCCAUCACUGGGGUGAAGACAAAGGAGAAAGGCUACGAUGGGCUCGUCGAGGCUGCCAGCAUCGUUGCGAGGAGGAAAGACGGGGAAGAGCAACAAGAGAUGGUAGAGGAAACUCUCAAGAAGGCUUUUCCGGCAGCCGUAAUGAACAUGUUGAAGACUCUUCUACCGCAAUCAAAGUUCUCAAGAAAAUUUUUCGCAAUCUUCACAACAAUAUUUUUCUCCUGGCUAGUGGGACCCUGCGAGGUCAGGGAGUCCGAUUUCCGAGGGAAACGGGAGAAGAAUGUGGUCUACAUCCCCAAAUGCAGGUUUCUGGAGGCCACUAAUUGUGUGGGAAUGUGCACUAAUCUCUGCAAAUUGCCUUCUCAGAAGUUCAUCAAUAACUCAUUGGGGAUGCCCACCAAUAUGGUUCCCAAUUUUGAAGACCAGAGCUGUGAGAUUAUCUUUGGGCAGCAUCCACUUGCGGAUGAUCCAGCACUAAAGCAACCCUGUUAUCGGACUUCAUGCAUAGCAAAGCGAAAACAUGGAGUUGGCUGUUCAAGCUGAUGUCAUCUUUACGGCGCCAUGUGUCAUUCG
Molecule: messenger RNA, 875 nt
Organism: Phalaenopsis equestris
Lineage: Eukaryota; Viridiplantae; Streptophyta; Magnoliopsida; Asparagales; Orchidaceae
Product: beta-carotene isomerase D27, chloroplastic-like
Exons: 7
Coding region: 12-845 (277 amino acids)
Molecular function (GO): iron ion binding
Source: RefSeq, a predicted model, not a curated record